AUGUAUUCGUUAUUAAAAUAUCUGGUAUUACUUAGCAUUUUAGUUGGUAUAUUUAUUCCAAUAUAUUAUCAAUCAUCCGACAUCAAUCAUAUAAAGUAUCGUCUUAUCCAUCAUUACCUCACUUAUAAACAUCGUUUUUUCCCAAUUACCACUGACACACGCCAUGUCAGUACUGAAUAUCGAGCCUUUGAGGAAUUACUGGAAUUAUAUCCGCUUGUCAGUAUCGAUAGUAGAAUAACAGAUCCAUUGGAAAUAGUUAAAAGUCUACGACAAUCUUAUCAGUUAUCAACAUACAUUCCAAGAUCAUUAUCAUGUUCACUAGAAAAACAACAGUAUACGUACGGUGGUCGGUCAGUUGAUACCUAUUGGAUUAAUCGUGGUGCAAUCUCAAAUAACAAAAAUUUUAUUCUCUACUUACAUGGUGGUGGGUAUGUUUUCGGUGAUAUUGACAGUCACAAUGGUUUUGAAUGUUAUGUAUCAGAAUAUUUUAAAUUACCGUUGCUACAUGUCGAAUAUCGUCUAGGACCAGAAUAUCGACUACCAACUGCUGUGGAUGAUACUAUGACUGUGUACCAAUCAUUGUUAGAAGAAGGAAAAUAUACCUCGGAAAAUAUCGUUUGUAUGGGUGACUCAGCAGGAGGUGGUCUCGUGCUGCUGACAAUUCAAUCAUUAAUUAAACAACACCUUCCCGUACCACGUGGCAUUAUUCUCCUCUCCUUUUGGUCCGAUCUAACACUUAAUGGCGAAAGUUAUGAAAAGAAUCGUCAUAUUGACAAAAUGCUUCCCAUCGAUGUUCUUCGUUUUUUGGUUUCACAAGCUGUCGAAAAUCAAUCAGAUAUUAUAAAUUAUAGUCCUGCAUAUCACUCAUUUGGACAGUUCCCGUCUAUGUAUCUAUGCGCAGGCACAGGUGAAGUACUAGAAAGUGACACCCGAAGUGUUUAUAAAAAAGCAAAAGAGAAAAAUAUAGAUCUCACCAUUGAGUUAGGACAGUACAUGAUGCAUAUUUAUCCUUUGUUUUAUCUAUAUGCUCCAGAAUCACAACAAACAUUGAAAAAUAUUCGAGAAUGGGUCAAUAUAAAAUUUCAAGGAAAUUAA
Molecule: messenger RNA, 1095 nt
Organism: Didymodactylos carnosus
Lineage: Eukaryota; Metazoa; Rotifera; Eurotatoria; Philodinida; Philodinidae
Source: the annotation of a GenBank genome assembly